Messenger RNA from Knipowitschia caucasica, 381 nucleotides. NCBI's taxonomy places the organism in Eukaryota, Metazoa, Chordata, Actinopteri, Gobiiformes, Gobiidae. The record is from the annotation of a GenBank genome assembly.
AUGUGUGGUUGGGGGUGUGGGGUGCGGGGGAGUUGGGUUGUGUGGGUGGGCCGAGUGAAGGGGUUGGGUGGUGCUGUUUGGUUUGUGGGGGUGGUGUGGGGACGAGGUGGAGUGAGUGGGUGUGGGUGGAGGUGGUGUGGUGGAUUGGGCUUUGUGGUGGGGAGUGUGGGUUGGUGGAGUGUGGUGGGGUGGGAUGUGGUUGGGGGGGUGUGGUGUAGUGGGUGGGGUGGGUGUCAGGGGGUCGGGUGGGUGUGUCUGCGGGGGGUUUGGAUUGUGUUUGGUGUGUGUCGUGUUGGGUUGUUGGGGGUGUUGGGACGAUUGGUGGUGUGGGGGUUUCGGUGGUGGGGUUGGGGUCGUGUGGUAGUGGUGAUGUGGUGGUAG